AUGAGUGGGGCAGCGGUUGCGCGGCUCCUGCUCCGCUUGGAGCUACCCUCGCCGGGAGUGAUGCCACCACCGCCCACGGACUACGACUACGGCGGACCCAUCAGCGACGAUGAGUUCCUGGCCAGUGCGAUGGCCACCGAGGGCCCAACGGUUCGCUACGAUCUGUUCCCCCAAAACCACAGUCAAACCACUCUGCACAUCGUCCUCAACCACACGGAGGUGCAAACAGAUCUGCAAUAUCCGCACUACGACGACUUGGGUCUGGAUCCCGAACCGAAUUGGACGCGAAUCUGCGAGGAUGUGUACAAUCCACUGCUGGAGAACAAUCGCAUUGAGUUCUGGGUGUGCGGUGUAUUGAUAAAUAUCGUUGGUGUCCUCGGCAUACUGGGCAACAUAAUCUCCAUGAUAAUCCUCUCCAGGCCGCAGAUGAGAUCCAGUAUCAACUACUUGCUCACUGGCUUGGCCCGCUGCGAUACGGUGCUGAUUAUCACCUCCAUACUGCUGUUCGGCAUACCCAGCAUAUAUCCUUACACGGGUCACUUCUUCGGCUACUAUAACUACGUAUAUCCGUUUAUAUCGCCGGCGGUAUUCCCUAUUGGGAUGAUAGCACAGACAGCUAGUAUAUAUAUGACUUUUACGGUGACUUUGGAGAGAUAUGUAGCCGUUUGUCAUCCUUUGAAGGCGAGGGCGCUCUGCACUUACGGAAGAGCUAAGAUAUACUUCAUAGUAUGUGUGUGCUUCUCGUUGGCCUACAAUAUGCCCAGAUUUUGGGAGGUCCUGACUGUAACCUAUCCCGAACCGGGCAAGGAUGUAAUACUCCACUGCGUCAGACCCUCGAGACUUAGGAGGUCCGAGGCGUACAUCAACAUAUACAUACACUGGUGCUACCUGAUCAUAAACUAUAUUAUACCCUUUCUCACCCUAGCCAUACUAAAUUGCCUGAUAUACAGGCAGGUGAAGCGGGCUAAUAGGGAGCGCCAGAGGUUAUCCAGAUCAGAGAAAAGGGAGAUCGGAUUGGCCACAAUGCUGCUGUGCGUGGUAAUAGUGUUCUUUAUGCUCAACUUUCUGCCGCUGGUGCUCAAUAUAUCCGAGGCCUUCUACAGCACCAUCGAUCAUAAAAUAACAAAGAUCUCCAAUCUACUGAUCACCAUCAACAGCAGCGUCAACUUCCUCAUAUACAUCAUCUUCGGCGAAAAGUUCAAGCGCAUUUUUUUACUCAUUUUUUUCAAGCGCCGCCUGAGUCGUGACCAACCGGAUCUCAUCCACUACGAGAGUUCCAUAUCGAACAACGGCGAUGGAACUCUGAACCACCGAUCCUCCGGCCGCUUCUCGCGGCACGGCACCCAGCGGAGCACCACCACCACCUACCUGGUGGCCACCGGAGGACCAGGCGGUGGGGGAUGCGGUGGUGGCGGUGGCAAUAAUUCCCUCAACAAUGUCCGACUGACCCAGGUCUCUGGCUCACCCGGCCUGGUCAAGAUCAAGCGGAAUAGAGCUCCCUCGCCUGGUCCAGUGGUCUACUUUCCCGCCCGCGAAAUGCAGAGAUCUGCGUCCACCACCAAUUCGUCAACCAAUAACAAUACUUCCAUUGGUUACGACUGGACCUUGCCGGACAGCAAAAAACUGGGACACGUCUCCUCCGGAUUCUGAGUUUGUGUCCGGGUGAAUGCGAUUAGAAUGGGUCACUGGGAAGGGGUGGACUUAGUGCACUAGUCUUGUAAAUAUAAAUAGACACGGAAAUAGGGUGUAACAAACAGCUGUGGUCAAAAUAAGGAUUUAGUUGAAUUUAGCUAAAUGUAACAUUUGGAUUUUA
This is a messenger RNA of Drosophila erecta, 1813 nucleotides long. Its product is annotated as FMRFamide receptor. Gene Ontology annotation, molecular function: G protein-coupled receptor activity. NCBI's taxonomy places the organism in Eukaryota, Metazoa, Arthropoda, Insecta, Diptera, Drosophilidae. The coding region runs from base 1 to 1650 and encodes 549 amino acids. The record is from RefSeq and is a predicted model, not a curated record. The transcript has a single exon. Gene Ontology annotation, biological process: G protein-coupled receptor signaling pathway. Gene Ontology annotation, cellular component: membrane.